UUGAAGGUUAAAAAAGGUUAAAGCGAGAAGCUGAAGAUUCUAGAUUCUAUGCUAGUGUUAAGGUUCAAGAAAUAUAACAAUGAAAUAAAAUAAAAACUCACUAGUGAUCUAGAAUUUUUUAACAAAUAAUAAGAUAAAUUUCUUAAAAAUACGUAUUCAGAGAUUAGUAUAUUUGCACUGGAAGGAUCGAUAAAUUAUCUCUUUCCUUUAAGAAUUUACCCAAAAAAAAGAAGUAGAAGAGAAAAGUUGAGGUUAUUGACAAUAAACAGCUUUAAAAGUUGUUCAGAGAUAUGAGUUCAAUUCAAAAAUCAAAAUAUAAGAAGUUUUAUCGUAAAAAUAGUAAGGCUAGUAUAGAUGUUAACUUGAAAGGCUUUCUAUGCAGUUGCAACAACAGAGAAAAAGAAUGUGUACGAGAAGCUUACAAUUUAUUAAACAAAUACGCAGAAUUACUUUAUUCUAACAAUUCCAAAGUAUUAAAUAAUGCAGAAUUGUCAAUAGAAGAUGAAUUGCAGAUGGAAAUAUCUGGAUUGAAAUCUGAAAAGAGAUUUCAACAAGUGGAAUCUGGUGCAAAAAAUUUUUUAUUUAUAAAGACGACAUUAGAAAAUCCCGUGGAAUUGGCACAGAAAAUUAUGGCAGAUAUUAAAUCUAGUGGCGCUAAUCAGACACGUUUUUUAAUAAGACUUAUUCCUAUAGAAGUGACAUGUAAAGCAUAUGUAAAAGACAUUAGUAUUGCAUUCAAACCUCUUUCACAAAAAUAUUUCAAAGAUGAGCCCACUACAUACUCCAUAGUCUAUAAUCACCGAAAUAACGACAAUAUAAAUAGGAUUGAGUUAGUACAGGCAGUAGGUGCAAUAGUGACUGAAACAAAUUCUGAAAAUAAAGUAGACUUGAAGAAUGCGAAUGUAUCCAUAAUUAUUGAGGUUAUAAGAGGGAUUGCAUUAAUUGGUGUUAUUCCUGACUUUAUUAAAUAUAAAAAAUAUAAUUUGAUGUCUAUUGUUGAACAAGACAAUAUGCCAAAUAAAUUAGAAGAUGGUGGACAAGAAAAACAUGCAUUAGAAAAUGUAAAAGAUAAACCUGAUAAUUUUACAAAUAAACUAGGGGAUGAAGGACAGGAUAAAAAACUUUUAGAAUCAUCCAGUUGUUAACAUCGAGAAAAAUUAGUGCCAGAACAUUUGGCACUAUAUCAAAAACAUAUAUGUAAUUGUUAUAUGUUAAUUAGAUUUGUGAUUUCUAAUUGACAUUUCUUGUUUUGGUAAUAAAAUAAUUAUAUCAAAA
This is a messenger RNA of Diorhabda carinulata, 1275 nucleotides long. RefSeq names its product THUMP domain-containing protein 1 homolog. The transcript has a single exon. Bases 291 to 1145 code for a protein of 284 amino acids. The record is from RefSeq and is a predicted model, not a curated record. Gene Ontology annotation, molecular function: RNA binding. Gene Ontology annotation, biological process: tRNA modification. Lineage: Eukaryota; Metazoa; Arthropoda; Insecta; Coleoptera; Chrysomelidae.